AUGUAUCGCUUUUCUUAUAAAGUUAAUCAACGACGUCUUAGUCGAAAAUUAAAACGUCAAUCGGUUGGUCACAUAAUUGUUUCUGAUAAUGACUCUUCUGAUGAGAACUAUGUUGGUGAUAAUGGUGAACAACGUGAGCUUCAUUCAUUUGAAGAAACAUCCUUCUUAGCAGUUAACAUUCAUGAUAUUUCAUUUUCAUCACGUAUUAAUAAUGUGGAUGAUGAGAUUAAUUGGGAAAGUGAUGAAGAAUACGAAGGUGAUCAACGACCGCUUUAUAAUGGUUCUUCAAUCACAGUCAUUAAUGCUGUUCAUCAAAUUACUAACUUUUAUUUGAAUAAUAAUUUGGACAAGCAAAAAGUGAAUAGUUUACUUCGUUUAAUAAAACAUUUAUUACCAAAACCAAACUUAUUACCAUCAACAUUAAAACGUAUAAAGAAAUUCUUAAAUCAUGUACCACCAACAUCUACUAAAUUAUUAUGUAGUGACUGUUAUCAUUUAUGUAGCAAACCUGAAACACGUACUCAAACAUGUAUCAAUCCGAAGUGCACAACGUCGUUUCGACCACGUCGAGCGACAGAAAUAAUUGAGAUCGUUCGUUUUGACGUUAGGACUCAAAUUCAGUCGAUCAUGCAUCGAAAUGCUACGUUUAUCAACAAACCGCAAUAUUUUCCACCUAGUGAUAUUUGUUUCGGUCAACAAUACCAACAAAUGGCUGGUAUAAAACACAAUAAAAUUACUUUAAUUUUACAUUCAGAUGGUGCACCAAUUGUUCAUUCAUCAAAAAAAUCGAUUUGGCCCUGUUUCGCAUCCAUUACUGAAAUUCCUCCACCAAUGAGAGAAUUUCAAUCAAAUAUAAUUACUUUGGCACUUUGGUUAUCAAAGAAAAAGCCAAACGUUAACAUUUUUCUAGAUGAAACUAUCAAUGAUCUUUCCUUAUUAAUUCGAAAUGGUACGUCAAUUUUUAUUGAUAAUGAAGAAUACAAAAUUCAACUUGAUACACAAUUCUUUAUUGCGGAUUUACCAGCCAAGUCGGUAUUUUGUUGUACAACGUAUUUCAAUGGUUAUUCUGCAUGUACUUUUUGUUGUAGCAGAGGUAUUUGGAGCUCAACUUAUAAUAAAGUACUUUAUCCAUACAAAAAUAAUAAUCUUACUGCUCGAACUCAUGAUAGUUACAUCAAAGCAGCUGAAGAAGCUAUCCUGAAAUCAAAUAGAGGCAAAGAAGUAGCUGUUGAUGGUAUUAAAAAUUUUUCAUCUCUUCUUCGAAUAUUCAAGUACCCUACACAAAUAAUUUAUGAUUUUAUGCAUCUAGUGUGCCUUGGUCAUAUUCCAUAUUUAAUUAAUCGAUGGUGUUCUUUCUUAGAUAAAAAAUCAAUUUUAGAUAUCGACAAGAAACUUCAAGAUUUAUGUAUUCCACAUAACAUGAAAGUUAUAUUUUUAGAAUCUAUCACAAUGGCAUCUCAUUGGAAGGCAAAAAAUUCUCGUCUAUUUGUUUUACAUGUUGGAGUUCCUGUAAUGCUUAAUAAAUUACCGAACCUUCUUUUUUCUCAUUUUGUGAUAUAUUCGUUAGCCAUUAAACUUUUAUAUGCACCUGAUACAAAAGAUGAUAUUAUAUUUGCUGAACGUCUGAUUGAUUAUUAUUGUCGAACAGCUUCAAUGGUUCAUGAUACAUCUAUCGAAAUUUUUUCUUUGCAUGCGCAUCUUCAUUUAGCAUAUCAAGUUCGUCUACAUGGUGGUCUGGCACAUACAUCUGCAUUUGUAUUUGAAUCAGUAAUUAAAUAUAUUAAAAAAAAAGCUCAUGGUAGUUUCAAUCUCGCUUCUCAAAUCGCAUAUUGGAUUAACAUACGUCAUGCAGUAAAUUCAAACAAGUAUAAAUUACCACAAGAUUGUCUCAUAAAUAUUAUGAUGAAUGAAAACAAUCUUUAUAGUAGAAAUUAUACGUCAAAACGUAAAACAAUUGAACAUAAUGAAACGUAUCAUGUCAUCAUAUUUCCAUGUGAUAAUUCAUUUUCAGUUGUAAAAGCAAAGCAAUGUGCUCCUGCUGAACAAGAUGGUUUUGUUAUGGUUCAUUCUGGUGGUAAAAAAUAUAUGGGUUUUAUAUUUGAAACAGGUAGUUUUCAAAUAUGCAGUAAAGCUGCUGAUCUUCUUUCACAAAAACAACAUGAUGCUAUAGAGAGUGAUUAUGAAAGAGGAAAUGAAAAUACUUUAUCAAAUGAUAUCAAUUCUAAUGUAUCAGACGUACCAUUUUCAAUCGAUGUUAUUACAAAUGAAUCUAAUGAACGUUCUCCUCGGCAUACGAUUUCUGAUUCAACAAAUGUGAAUCAUGCUGUAACACCAAUUCGAGGGAAGGCUGGUGGUGGUUGGCAACGAACUCGUAAUGAGUAUUGUGGAGUAGCUGGUGGUGAUAUAAAUGUAGCAUUGACAACUACUUCAUCUCGUUAUUGCACUAAUUCAACACCUAUAUCAUCCUCAAAAAAUGAUAAUGAUUUAAUUUUGAUACCAGGAACACCAACAUCACAUUCAAUUCCAAGCACUACUGUACGUAAAAGACCAAUUGCAGAUUCGGUUUCUUCAUCACGAAAGAAAAAGAAGAAAAAACGCGAAAAUAUACAAGAAGAUGAUAAUAUAUCAUCAUGUGAUGCUGAAUCUGAUGAAGAUAACAUUAUACAUUCAAUUGAUUCGAUAAAAACUCCUACAUUUCAUGGUCGUCGGUUAAAUAAUGCUUCUACUAUUGAUUCUACACCCGACAAGCCUAUGAAUAAAGACAGUUUUUUUCAAUACAUAGAGACAAAAUAUUUGACACAAUUGUUAAUCGGUCAAGAACGAUUAGAAGCGAGGAUCAAAUCUAUAUACAAGAAUCAAAUAAAAAUUCAAAAAGCGUUAAAUAAAAGACAAAUACAUAUUUCACUUGAAGAACCAGGUAAUGUUGGUGUUGAUGAUGCUGAUUUUCCUUCAUCUGUAAUUUUUAAAUUAACUGAAGAUGAACCUGGUGUCGACUUAUUGAAUGUUCAUGGGACAAAAGAAAAAGCAAAUCUUUAUGUAACGACAUUAAUACAAUUGAUGUACACUAUAGAAGAACUAGCUGCAUUAGCACCAGCAGAUACGUACAAUGACAAGAGAUAUAUGCUGAUCAAAGAAGCUGUUCGUGUUAAGUUUAAACUUAAUGAAGAACAAUUAGAACAGAUGUUCAAUGAAUGGCUACGUGAAGUUUUUCUAGCAAAAAGACGAGUAGCUGUUGCAAAAUUGAAAAAUGAAAAACAAUAA
Molecule: messenger RNA, 3261 nt
Organism: Rotaria sp. Silwood1
Lineage: Eukaryota; Metazoa; Rotifera; Eurotatoria; Philodinida; Philodinidae
Source: the annotation of a GenBank genome assembly